CUUCUUACUUACUGGUUCUUCUUCCGCAAGAAAAAGGAAGAAGUCCCUGAUCUCCCCAAAAUCCAACCAGUGGUGGAGUUUCCUUGCUGGUAAACAAGAAGGUGCUGUGAAUGAGCAAGAUGCAGGAUCGCACUAUCAGCAACUGCCCUUGGAUGGCUUGAGAGCCAGACAUUUCCUGGAGAGACGGGGGGUAGGUCUGUCUGCAGGGCAAGGAAGCUGGCUUAGAAAAUGUAGGACUCCAGACCUGUGCAAGCAGAGAGCCUUCUGCAGGGAUUGUCUCUGGCUGAAGUAGAGAGCCUUGAUCUUAAGCGAUGUCACUUUUCUCUGAAGCUCUGCCUUUACUCACCAAGCUGUCCUGAACUACUUUGAUGGCUUCUGGGUGAUGGCUUCUGUUAUUUCACUUGAGCCCUGAAUUUCAACUUCAACCUUGAAAGAUCAGGGGAUAAAAGUUAUGAAAAAACAAUUUGGAUGCAUUAUGGUGGUUGCUUCCUUUAAUGGGUUUGCUUACGAGUGGAGGAAUGCAAACAAGGUCUCUGAACCGAACACCGAGACCGAGUACCAGUACCUCCGUGCUGCACUGGGAGUCACUGGGAGCUGCUGCUGAGCAGUACCUCGAGUAGCCAGGCAGCCAAGUCAGCUAAGUCAGCUCAGCAGUGUCUCCAAAGAAAAUGCUGCUGCUGCAGCUGCUAUUGAUUACAGAUGAUGAUGCACAGUUGAAGACCGUAUUCUGGAUGGCAUCUGGGUUGGAUUCAUUCUGCAUGGCUCCCAUAGGAACAGUCAUGUUUUACCCCAGUGAUGUGUUUGUUGGUUUAGCUACAGCUCAGACACUUGGUGAUCACUUGUCCUUGCAGUGAAAUGGAGCUGUUUUCCUGCCUGAAGCCUUGAGAGUGGGAGCAGAAUUCAGCAUAUAUAAAGGCCUCAUGCGUUCCAGGUGUCGUGUACCUUUGUCAGCAUAAUAUAUCUAUAUGUGGGACCAGCCGGAAUACUGCUCUCUGAAGAUCACUUGCGUUUUGACCGUUUUCAGACUUAAUUGAAACCACCAGAGCAUUCUCCGGCGGCCUGCUCUGCAGAUGUCAUUAGAGAGAAUGGCUCUUGAUCUCCACGCAGCCGUGGCUGGGACGAUUGUGCUUUUUUCUUGGUGACAUUACUGGGGAAUGCACUAAUUAUUUUUAUUCUUCAACUGUGCCUCCUCUGUGUGUUUCUCAAUCACAGAUUUCUUUCUCUUCUCGUGUCCCCCGCUCUGGAGUUGCACAGACUGCUCCUCUCGGGAGACCCGGGCGAGACACUGAUUGGUACAUUUGGUGUCAACCCCUCCCUUCUCCCCCCAGCCUGCCUCUGUUUUUAGCAUUGUUUGGGGCAGAAAUUGGCUUAUCUCUAUUCUGCAGCUAUAGAGAAAUUCAUUCCCUGGUGCAUAUAGGGCUUCCUGUCGCAGGAAUCGCUCCAACUUCUUAGCCUGAUUAGCUCUCUUUGCUGCUUGCGUGUGUGCUAGAGAGAGCGAGACCAUCUCUAAUUUAAUUUAAUAGAAUCCUGAAGAGAACAAACUCCUUUAAGCUGCCUCUGUAAUGGCACUGCCAUAGUUACCCACAAUGUUGCUCACGCAGUGUCUGGAAUCAUUUCAUUCAGCUACAGGAUUGACUUUCUUUAUUAGAGAGGAAAAAAAAAAAAGAAGAAUAUAUAUAAAAGCAGCUGUGAUAUAAACAGUUUCCAAGGUAACAAGGCUGGAGGAGGGUUUUGUGUCCCGUCUCCCCUUUUCCACGCGGAUGGGAGAGGGAAGCGUGCUGCGGGGAAUCCUGGGAGGUUUCGUUCUUGACUCCCAGUUCCUUUCUGCCACUGCUGCCAGAUGUUGCAGUUUCUCAGGACUGCGCGGAUCCGCUCAGUAACUUCCAAAGCCUUGCGACGAGGAUCCAAGCAGACUGGACCGCUCCUGCUAUGACCUGUGCCAGGACCUUUGUGCAGGCUCCCUUCUCCUUAACAAAGGGCUGACGUUUGGCUUUGAUGCCCAAGAGGAGCCGAAUGGAAAGGCCUAUGUGCGUGUUUCUCCAGAGCUAAGUUAGAUCCUUCCCCCCGGCGCACACCUCCCCUUGCAGACAGGCACGGCUGCCCCGGGACUCUUUGUUUGUGCUUCCCUACCUCGACCAUGGGGUGUGCGUACUCGGCGCCACGAGAAGAGGCGGCCGUGGCGAGAACAUCUUCAGUGAGAGACAGCAGCUUCAUUGAGAAGAUGAAGAAGACGGGGCGAAACAUUGUGGUUUUCUAUGGUUCCCAGACGGGUACAGCAGAGGAAUUUGCCAAUCGCCUCUCCAAAGAUGCUCAUCGUUAUGGCCUCCGGGGCAUGGCAGCUGAUCCAGAGGAGUAUGACUUGUCGGACCUGAGUCGCCUGUCUGAGAUUGACAAGUCCUUAGCAGUGUUCUGCAUGGCCACUUAUGGUGAGGGUGAUCCUACAGACAAUGCCCAAGACUUCUACGACUGGCUGCAGGAGACUGAUGCUGACUUGUCAGGUCUCCGAUUUUCAGUCUUUGGGCUGGGGAACAAGACUUAUGAGCACUUCAAUGCCAUGGGGAAGUAUGUGGACAAGAGAUUGGAGGAGCUAGGAGCCCAGCGCAUCUUUGAACUUGGGCUGGGAGAUGAUGAUGGCAACCUGGAAGAAGACUUCAUCACCUGGCGAGAGCAGUUCUGGCCAGCAGUGUGCGAGCACUUUGGGGUGGAGGCUACAGGAGAAGAGUCCAGCAUCCGCCAGUAUGAGCUGGUGGUGCACACAGAUGUGAACAUGAACAAAGUCUACACUGGUGAGAUGGGCCGUCUCAAGAGCUAUGAGAACCAGAAGCCGCCAUUCGAUGCCAAGAAUCCUUUCCUGGCCCCAGUUACGGUGAACCGCAAGCUGAACGAGGGUGGAGAGCGACACCUCAUGCACCUUGAGUUGGAUAUAUCCGAUUCCAAAAUCAGGUAUGAGUCUGGGGACCAUGUGGCUGUGUACCCAGCCAAUGACUCCUCGCUGGUGAAUCAGAUUGGUGAGAUCCUACAUGCAGAUCUGGAUACAAUCAUGUCCCUAAAUAAUUUGGAUGAGGAAUCCAAUAAGAAACAUCCCUUCCCUUGUCCCACGUCCUACCGUACAGCCCUUACGUACUACCUGGACAUCACAAAUCCACCUCGCACCAAUGUCUUGUAUGAGCUGGCCCAGUAUGCCACGGACACCAGCGAGCAGGAGCAGCUCCGCAAAAUGGCAUCAUCUGCUGCCGAGGGGAAGGCCCUCUACCUCAGCUGGGUGGUGGAGGCCCGGAGGAAUAUCCUGGCCAUCCUGCAGGACAUGCCCUCACUGCAGCCUCCCAUCGACCACUUGUGUGAGCUUCUGCCUCGCCUGCAGGCACGCUAUUACUCCAUCGCCUCCUCCUCCAAGGUUCACCCCAAUGCCAUCCACAUCUGUGCUGUGACGGUGGAGUAUGAGACCAAGACAGGACGCCUGAACAAAGGGGUGGCCACCAACUGGCUCAAGAGCAAGGUGCCUGACGAGAAUAGGAGCAAGUCCCUGGUGCCCAUGUAUGUGAGGAAGUCGCAGUUUCGCCUGCCCUUCAAACCCAGCACGCCUGUCAUCAUGAUCGGGCCGGGGACUGGCAUAGCCCCCUUUAUCGGCUUCAUACAGGAGCGGGCCUGGCUGAAGCAGCAAGGCAAAGAUGUGGGUGAGACGGUGCUUUACUAUGGCUGCCGCCAUGAGCAUGAAGACUACCUGUACCGCGAGGAGCUUGCUCGCUUCCAUCAGGAUGGAUUCCUCACCCAGCUCAAUGUUGCGUUCUCCAGAGACCAGGCUGAGAAGGUUUAUGUUCAGCACUUACUGAGGAAGAACAAGGAGAACGUCUGGAAGCUGGUUAAUGAGGCAAAUGCUCAUAUCUAUGUCUGUGGUGAUGCUCGCAACAUGGCCCGGGAUGUGCAGAACACCUUCUACGAGAUUGUGGCUGAGUUUGGAAACAUGAGUCAGCCCCAGGCCGUGGACUAUGUAAAGAAACUGAUGACCAAGGGCCGGUACUCUUUGGAUGUCUGGAGCUAAGAGCAGGGCUGGCAGGGCCAGGGAGAGAACAGAUCCUUGGGUGUGGGUCCAUAGGAAGUGAAAGGUGCCUGCCAGCCCACCCUGCCUGUGGGUGACUGCAUCAUCCCCACCCCACAGCUGCCCCAGUGUCACCCUCAACCCCUCUGCUCUGGUGCUGACAGCUAUAGCAGUCCCCCAGGGCAUGCUGGGGAUGGAGCAUCUGGCAUCUGUCCCCCAUGUGUGUGUAUCCCUGGGAGGCAGAAGGGGUUGAGAGGGACAUGAGCUGGCUAAGGCUACUGUCUGGGAGCUGUGGUAGCCCUUGGCACCCAAGGGAGCAUCUCUUGGCCCCUGCCUUUUCUUUGGGGUCAGUGGCACAGCUGAUGGUGGGCACAGAAGGGGGCAGGAGGAACAGACAGCACUGGAGGAGCUCUGGACUCCUUUUGUGAACAUGUGGCUUUGCUUCAUCGCCUGGCACCUCAGGGAGGGGACAGGAGAGGCUGGUUUUGGGGCCAGAGACAAGACAAGCCUCCCUGUGCAGUACAGGCUGGAUACGGCAGAGGGGGUGCAGGAGCCCAGCAGCCCUUUGCGCACCAGCUUAGUGGCAAGGGCAUGGUGCAGGGCAGUGAGCCGUCCUCACCUUCCUCUCAGUCUGAGCGUCCAGCCGUCUCUGGGGCAAGGGAGGUAGGGCUGCCAGCCAGCUCCCUCCAGCUCUCUGCUCCUGGCUCUCCCUGCUGGGAGGAGCAGUGUCCCCUGCUCUGGUCUUGCUCGAGGAGAGUCCUGAUCCAUCCUAUGCUGGAAGGAUGUUAACUGUGCACAAAAUUGCCCCAUACAAUGGCUAAAUAGAUGCUGGUCCCAGCAAUUGCUGCUCCCAGGAAAAGGCAGAGUGAGUUCCCAGUCUGGCCUUAAGCAAAGGUCAGCCAGGACCCUUCAGGCACCCCUUCAUCCUCCCCCCUUGCCGCGGCCCUCCAUGGCUCUAGUGUGCAGAGGGGAGGAGAUGGCUCCUGUCCCUGCCAGAAGAGAGCUGGUGUGGGGGCUCAGAGGCUUCAGCAGCCUUGCUUGUUCCCUGCAGGUCCUGCAGCUGGCAGCUCCCCUGUGCCCAGCCCCUCCAUCAUGCUGUGUACGGUCAUUUUUUAAAUACUGUUUUUAUUUUAACACCUUUGUGAUUUAAUCAUGGAAAAACUUUCAGGCUAUCCAAUGAUGUAAAUUAUUUAAAUAUACUUUGCCCUUGGAAUAAAAACACUGUUUCUGUA
This is a messenger RNA of Rhea pennata, 5268 nucleotides long. Its product is annotated as NADPH--cytochrome P450 reductase. Bases 2138 to 4039 code for a protein of 633 amino acids. The record is from RefSeq and is a predicted model, not a curated record. The transcript is spliced from 16 exons. Gene Ontology annotation, biological process: response to hormone. Gene Ontology annotation, cellular component: cytosol. Gene Ontology annotation, molecular function: FMN binding; NADPH-hemoprotein reductase activity; flavin adenine dinucleotide binding. NCBI's taxonomy places the organism in Eukaryota, Metazoa, Chordata, Aves, Rheiformes, Rheidae.